Molecule: messenger RNA, 1605 nt
Organism: Aspergillus vadensis CBS 113365
Lineage: Eukaryota; Fungi; Ascomycota; Eurotiomycetes; Eurotiales; Aspergillaceae
Product: NTF2 and RRM domain protein
Exons: 3
Coding region: 1-1605 (534 amino acids)
Biological process (GO): protein deubiquitination; ribophagy
Cellular component (GO): ribonucleoprotein complex; Ubp3-Bre5 deubiquitination complex; cytosol
Molecular function (GO): mRNA binding
Source: RefSeq, a predicted model, not a curated record
AUGGCCGACACGACCCAGGCUCCUAUGAACGGCGGCUACCCUGCGCAACACGCUUACCCCGACACCUUCACCCACGCCCCCGCAAACGUCAACAGCGCGGCCAGCUUCCAGCCUGCGCCCUCCUCUACUCCCUCGAAUGCCCCCGCAAAUGACCAGAAGAAUGGUAUUUCGAAGGAUGAGGUUGGCUGGUACUUCGUGGAGCAGUACUAUACCAACAUGAGCCGCAGUCCGGAGAAGCUUCACCUCUUCUACUCUCGGCGUUCUCAGCUCGUUUUCGGCACCGAAGCUGAAACCGUUCAGGUUGCUGUGGGCCAGAAGGCUAUCAAUGACAAGAUCAAGCAGCUUGACUUCCAAGACUGCAAGGUCCGUGUCUUGAACGUCGACUCUCAGGCCUCAUUCGAUAACAUCCUGAUCUCUGUGAUUGGCGAGAUUUCGAACCGGUCCGAGCCUUCCCGCAAGUUUGUGCAGACUUUCGUGCUGGCCGAACAGCCCAACGGUUACUAUGUCCUCAACGACAUCUUCCGGUACCUUGUCGAUGAGGAGGAGAUUGAGCAAGAAGAAGCUGCUCCUGCUGCCCCUGCUGCCCCGGUUGAGGAGCCGGCUGCUGAAGAGCCUGCACAGCCUGCAGCUGAGACUGUCCCGGAGCCCGAGAAGGCCCAGGUAGACAGUGAGCCUGCCGCGGCUAAGGUUGACGAGAAGCUCGAGGAGGCUGAGCAGACUGCUGAGGCCAAGCCUGCCCAGGAGGAAGCUCCCCAGACCAAUGGAACCGCAGCUGAGGAAACCCCUGUCGAAGCUGCCCCGGAAGCUGCUGCCCCGGUUGAGACUGAGGCCCCCAAGGCUGAGAAGCCCGCCACUCCUGAGCCCACCCCUGUGCCCGAGCAGAAGGAAGCUCCUGCUCCGGUCAAGGAGAGUGCUCCCGCCAGGGCGGUCCCUAAGACUUGGGCCAACAUCGCCUCCAAGUCCGGUGCCUCGGCCCCUGUUGUUCCCGCUGUUCCCGUUGCUCCGGUGAAGCCUGCUCCCGCUGCCAGCACUGCUCAGCCCACGGCUCCGGCCCCCGCCCCCGCCGCUGCUCCUGCUCCUGCUCCCGCGGCCGCUGCCGGCCCCGAAGCCGCGUCCAGCCAGCCUUCCUCGACUGAUGGUUCUGGCUGGCAGACUGCGGGCCAUGAUCACAAGAAGACCCAGUCCCGUGCGGGUGAGGAGAAUGUUCUCGCUUACAUCAAGAACGUCACCGAGAAGGUUGAUGCGAGCUUGCUCAAACAGACCCUGUCUCGCUUUGGCAAGCUGAAGCACUUCGAUGUGAGCCGUGCUAAGAACUGCGCCUUUGUCGAAUUCGGUGAUGCCGCUGGCUAUGCUGCCGCUGUCGCUGCCAACCCCCACCAGAUUGGAUCCGAGCAGAUCUACGUGGAGGAACGUCGCCCUCGUACCAAUGCUUUCGGUAACGGUAGCUACGGUGCGGGCCGCGGUGGCGCCGGUCGUGGUCGUGGUGACCGUGCUGGCAGCCAGGGUCGGGGAGGCUUCCAGCGCGAGGGUCGCGGAGGCUUUGCCCCCCGUGGCCGUGGCGGCAACGUCAACGCCAAGGGUCGCAACCAGGCCCAGGCUGCUUAA